AGAGAGUAAUCUACCCUUGGUGUGACCGUUAAUCACUUCCGUCAACCUUUCUGGAUCGUUAUACUGCAAUAACAAGUUAGAAUUUCAGCGUCACAGAAAAACGCUCUAUAAAGUCAGAAAAUGCGUAGUUUAGAAUCACAUGUCCUAAGUGGAUAAUGGUUUCAUGAUGAGAAAGGGAUUUGUAUUUGUAUAGUAAACAUUUGAAGGCAAAAAAAAACAACCCUUCAAUCAUGCUUGAAGGGCUGGCAGCAUGGGUCCUCAACACCUAUGUUGGGGAAUACGUGGAGAAUCUUAACACUGACCAGCUCUCCAUUGCAUUGCUUCAAGGUGCAGUUGAGCUGGAGAAUCUGCCACUUAAAAAAGAUGCCCUCAAGAGUUUAGACAUUCCUCUUGAAGUAAAGUCAGGUGUGAUUGGAAAAAUAACACUUCACAUUCCUCUGCGUCGUCUUCGCAGUGAACCCUGGGUCAUUUCAAUUGAAAAGCUCUAUCUUGUUGCUGGACCACUGAAAAAUUUACAGUAUGAUGAAGCUGUGGAGAAACAAGUCCAACAACAGCUCAAGAAGGCCAUGCUGGAAACUCUUGAAAGAAAAUGGCAGGUAUUGCGACAAACAAAACAAUCUGACAGUGGGUCUUGGUUCUCCUAUGGUGCUUCAAUGGCAGCUAACGUUCUAGAAAACAUACAGCUGAAUGUAAAGGAUGUGCACUUUCGUUACGAAGAUGAGCGACUGAACCCUGCAUGCCCUUUUGCCUGUGGAUUGACCAUCAAAGCCCUCAGUGUACAAAGUACAGACAACACAUGGGUUCCAAAGUUUGUGAGCAAUGACUCGGCUGAUAUUCUGCACAAGUUAGUAGACCUUCAGGAUCUGGGAGUCUAUUGUGACACAAACAUCUGUCUGCUUGGAGACUUACUUCCCUCCCAGCUAGCUGAUGAGCUGCAGAGGGAGAUGUUCCGUACAAAAGACAGUCAGUUUAAAGAACAUGAGUACAUCCUGAGGCCUGUCAAUGCACAAGCACAUGUUACCCGCAAUACAUCGGCACUCCCACUGAGGUCUGCUUCCACUCCUAGAAUUACUGUGGAGCUGACACUGGACCAGAUGGCCUUCUGUCUGGCUACUUCUCAGUACCGCAGUCUUCUCUUGUGGCAGAGAGAGUUCUCGCGCCAUGAACGUCGGCGAAGAUAUAGACGGUUCAGGCCUAGCUGCAGCAUUAGAAACAAUGCUUCCAGGUGGUGGCAAUUUGCCAUUCAGUCGCAUGUCAGUCAGAUCCAUGACCGAAACCAAAAGCAGACAAAAUCUUUCCUGACAGAUCGAGUUCAUCAAGUCGUCUUAUACAGUAGACUUUAUGCAAAUCACCUAAUGGGUGAGCCACUUACAGCACUGCAAAAGAUGGAUAAGGCUAAAAUUGAAGAGGAGUGGGACUAUGAGGAACUAAAGGUCAUCCGAGAACGAAUAUUUUUCAAGCUUCGCAGAGAAAAUAAACUGUCUAUUGAGAUCACAAGGAGGGGGCAGACUAGUGAACAUGGAGCACAGGUUAGUCAGCAGACUGCCAAGCAACAGCAACAGCAACAACAGCAGAGUCCAGACACUGACAGCGGUGGAGGUGGUCUUUUCAGACGGUGGUUUCCAGGUUGGUCUGGAUGGUAUCAGCCAUCCCCUGCAUCAGAAGCUUCACAGGUAGCUGCAGAGUCCCCAGUGGUUCCAGUGGUCCAAGAAGAAGAAGAAGCCAGCGCAAUGCCAAGACCUGUAACAUCAUACGAGGAGGAGUCUGAGAUUGAGCAAGAAAUCUUGGAUGUCAUUCACGAAUCAUCUGAAAAUAGCUCUUUCCUGCGAAAAGACACUGUGUUUGCUCGGAUGUCAUUUGCCUUGAAAACUGGGUCCUUCAAGCUGGUGGAAAACUGCAUUGGUGACAUGGAAACAUCAAGCUGCUCACUAGCGGAGAUGCAGUGUGCAACCAUCAACAUGGAGUUUGAGUCCCGUCCACGAACAAGUGCCAUGCGCUUCUCAGCCACAGUUGGAAGCCUUUUCUUGGAGGACCUCAGCAGCAAGAGUUCAGUCUUCCCCUAUCUCAUUUGCCCACAGACCAAGGACCCUAACAGCCGCUCAGCGAACCCCAUUGUACAGUUGAGGGCAGCAGAGAAGGGGAGACUGCUGACAAAGGAAGAAAUGUCGGAUCCAAACUGGCAGUUUUUUAAGCUGGUGUAUGAGAAGAACCCCAGUAACAGCUCUUUUAAAUACAAGGCACUGGUGACCACCCGACCCAUUGAUAUUGUGUAUACCCCAGCCUUGCUGCAUAGAAUGAAGGAGGUCUUUACUGUACCCAGCACAUCUCUGUACAAGAGUGCAAAUGCUUUGACAUCAUGGCAGUUUGAGAAGUUGCGGAAGCAGACCCAGGAUGAGUUGAAACACACACUUGAUCAGUUGCUAGAAGCGGAAAACCGGAAGGGGCGAUGGUUUAUAGAUUUUGAUAUAAGUGCACCAAAGCUGAUUGUACCAGAACACUUGAAUGAAGCCAAUCCACCACUUGUUGUUAUGGACUUGGGCAAUUUUCGCUUCAAGACAAUAGCUGCAGAAGAUGAGGCAGUAGAAACCAAAACCAGUCAUGAAGAAACAGAAGAAGAUUUCCAGACCCCCAUGUCCACACCACCUAAUGAAGAGGGGAGUCAGGACAUGCAGACAGGCGCUGAUGCUGGCAAAAAAGAUGCACCUUCAUUGAACAUUACUGAUGCAGCUAUGAUGGACAAACUCUAUGAAAAAUAUAAAAUAGAGUUGACUGAAAUGCAAGUCCUUACUGGACGUCUCCAUGACAACUGGCGACAUGCAUAUGCUCGUGGCACCAGUCUCAUGCACAUCUUGGAUAGGUUUAGUAUCUCACUGCAGCUUGAAAGACGGCUGAUAGUGACAUCUGACCCACAAUGGCCAACUGCCACUAUGUGGGGCACACUACCUUCUCUCACCUUUCACCUUAACGAGAGAAAGAUUCAGGCUUUACGAACCUGUGCAGACAACCUGUCUUCCUCCAGCAGCUCGUCUUCUCUUAUGUCAUCCCAUAAUUUGUCAUCAUCAAACUUUGGAAUGAGCAUCGCACCAUCAAGUAGUGAUAUUCCACGUGAGACUGACAUCACUGUGGAGACAGAAGACAGUGGAACGCCUUUGGAUAACAAACUCUUUCUGCUUCAGUUUUGUAUCAACAGUCUUUCCCUAGAGAUCCAAAGUCAAGGCCAGGCUUUGCUUGAGCUGCGAGUGGCUGGGGUUCAAGCAAGUGUCCAGAAGAAACCAGACACAUCUUCCCUGGCCUUGACAGUUCACAGUCUGUUAGUGGUGGAUGCUUUGCAGAGCUAUGGACAGGACUUUGAGCUGCUAGUUGCCUCUCAUCACAAUGUGCAGCUAGACAGCUUGAGUGGAAGUAUCCGUGGAUCCGAGAUCAGUUCUCCUGUGUCUCCACAGUCACCUUCCUCCCCCUCCUCACCACGCUCCCCAUCCCCUGGUGUGCCAGCGUCUGCUUCAUCUAGUGGCCUGCAGGCCAUUCAUGAUGCACUUGCCAGUGCUCUCCAUUCUGUGAUGCCAAACUGGUCAGCGGCCCAGAAGCCCUGUGUGCAAGACCUGACAGAUGAAAGUGGGGGUGAACCACGAUCAGAGGCACUGAUUUUCUUGGAGUUUGAGAUCAUUAAAACCCCCUCCUCACCACAUGGGACAACUUCAACUAAAGACCAAGCAAAUACCACGGAAAUGCACAUUCUGAACCUGCAGUUCAACAGUUUAGAUUUCAUUGCUAAUCAAGAGACCUUGGUGGAAAUUCUAGGAUUCCUCAAACGAACUUUUCCCAGCCACGAAGCUGUUAAAUCCAGAGGAACUUAUGGUGGAAGUAGUCACUCUGCCAGUCAAACAAUGACCAUGGGGAAAUCAGAAAAGGAGAGCAGCAGCCUGUUCAUUAAUGCAAACUUCAAGCGACUUAACGUACUCUUGCUACGAAUACUUGAAGAAGAUGGAGAAAAGGUUGCCAGAAAGGUAGCUACAGCAACCAUGUCCUGUGCCAAAGUUCAAUGCACACUGGAUGCUACCUGGCAGGUGGAAGGGAGCCUAGGUGGCCUGCAUCUUUUGGAUGUGGUGCCUGAAGGCACACGGUAUCAGAAGGUGAUCAGCAUUGGUCAGACACAGUUACCUGCCCUUAACACCACCAUGUUGCCACUUACUCCCUUGUCUACAUCUGCCUCUUUCUGUCCCCAUGCAGACAUGUUUAGAACAGCUCUUGAUGAGCGGGCGUUUUCUGAUGUGUUUCCCAUCAAACCAAGUGGAAGAGUUGCAUGUCAAUUUAGUAUCACAAAACACUCCAACAGCAGUGGUGCAGGGUUCAGUACUGGCAAUCCUGAGUCUUUAAACGAACUAGAAGUUGUGGAGGCAUCCUUUGACAUGGCCUCUCUGUGGUACGUCCACUGCCCAAAGUUUCUGGAUGAACUUCUAGACUGUGUGUCAGAAUUUAAAGAGUAUAUGUCAUCAGUGGCCACAUCCAUCAAAACUGCUGCCACAGAAGUUGCCAUGGGCAUGGUGGGUGGCAGAGCAGACAAAGACGUUGUGGAGGGUCACUCCACCACCUCACUCAAGCGGGAACAUUCAUUUGGAGACAUCACCACCACAGUGCUUCUUGAUGAGGAUGUCAUUAUUGACAAGAGCCACGCAGGAGGAGAUGGAGUGGCACAAAUCACAGAGGAUGGUGUGGUCAAGAACAGCAUCAUGCUUACUGCCCGCAUGGAGACUCCUGUUUUGAUCAUUCCACGCACACCAAACAGUCCACAGGUUCUUCUUGCUCACCUUGGAGAGAUUGUUGUGGACAACACAGGCAGUCGGGACCACAUGAAUCUAAAUGAGAACCGUGAAGAUUUGAAGUUGUCCCAGUUUAUGUCAUUACAUGCUGCUGACAUGUGUGCCAGGGACAAGAUAUACAUCUCUCUCACCAACAUGAAUCUCUUCUCAGUUGAUUUUGACAAAAAUAAGAAGCUUGGUCGCAGCCUAUCAUCGUCAUCAUUUUCUGGUCUUACGCACGAGCUAGGUGUGCCCAUCUUGUAUGAUACUGCUGUGGACCUGACAAUUCACAAGCGAAGUCUGGAUGCAUUUUUUAUCAACAGUGGUUUGGAUAACCUUGAUGGACCAGGCCUGAAGCCAUUUACAAUAGGCCGUCCAUCAUCUUUCUCUACAUUCUGGCCUGAAAGAGACGAAUAUAGAGAAGUGUCUUCAGUUCUUGACAUUUCCAUUAAUAUCUCUUCUCCCAUCAAACUAGGGCUGUCUAAAGAGGUAUAUGAGCAGAUACUGCAGACGAUGGACAAUCUCACUUAUGAUGCAGAGGUGUUAACAGAUGUGAACAGAGUAAGCAAGGAUGUAUCUGAGGUAAGUAGCACAGUUACUGUUCAAGGGGAGCCCAUUUCAUUGGCUAGUAAUGGAACCAAAGGCAGCAGGGAUGGGUCAAGCUCUGGAGAGACCCUUCACCAAGAUGGAACUCUUUUAGAGGUAACAAGACAGCACGAGAAAAAGGCCAGCAGUAUGGCAUCUUCAAUACCAGGACUUGUGCAUGUUGAAGGAGAGCCAUCUGUAUCCAGUUUCCUGGCUAAGCGCAUUCAGUUCCAGGUGCCUCUUUUUGAAGUUGAACUGCGUGGGGACUUUGGUGAAGGUGAACAGGGCCUUGUUAACCUGCAGCUCUAUGACUUUGCUGUGGACUUUGAGAAGAAUGACAGAGCCACCACUCAUCUUAAAGUCCGACUGAAAUCACUGCAAAUGGAUGACCUGCUAGAGCCACCCGAGUCCUUUCAUCGCCAGAUCAUGAUCUCCCGCAGUCCGCAGCUGGAGCAGAGGCACGAGAGGCACUAUGAGCACAAAACCUUCAUGUCCACCUCUUGUCCUGACAGCACCAUCAUAGUACCUGUGCCCCAGAUGCCACGCUCCCUGCCAUCCAGCUUCCAUGAUCUUCAUGCUGGAUCUGCACAUGCAAAGACAACACCUGGUUUGUCCAGUGGCAGACAGAAAGAGACAUUGAGGCGCCCCACUUCCAGUCGUAGUGACUACCCCUACACUCCUCCACCCACCCCCCACCUGCAAGAGAUGCUGCAUGAGCCAGAACUACAUGUUGAGGAUCUCGUCCACAUUGAUGUUAUCCUGGUUGACAAGAAGCAACCAGAAUUCAUCAGCAAGUACAACAAAACAAAUCGUUUUAUAAAUGUCAAGUUCAGUUGCCUGGACACCAGCAUCAACCUUCAAACAUGGGUAGUCUUGCUAGACUUUCUUGGCAUGGGUGCUCGAGUGCAUGAUCCAACCCAGGCUUCAAGCGCCGAUAAUCAGCCCACCAGUGCUGCCCAGGAAGAGGCCAAAAGUGCAACUGUCAUAGCAAGUGGUGAUUUACAAGAGGUGAUCAACUCGGAAAUAAAAUUCCAUGUUGAGAGCUUCACCCUUAUCCUUAACAAGCCUGAAUAUGAGUUGGCCCGAGCAACAGCUGCUAACCUAAGUACACAGAUCUCUCUGCGGGAGGGCAACAUGUCCUUGAGUGGGCAGCUGGGUAGUCUGUCCCUGCUGGACCAGUCUCCCCAUGGCUCCCGCUACACACAGCGCUUUGUGUCUGUGGGCAAGCAGGUCAUGCAGUUCAAGAUCUUCAAGUAUGGACUUCCAGAUUUUACCCAAGUCCGUGACUUUGACAUAUCGGUGGAACUGAAGAUGUCAUCAAUUCGCUAUGUGCACACAAAUCGAUUUCAGUCUGAACUGGUGGCCUUCUGCCAGCACUUUCUGCAACUUCAGGACGUGCUGGGGCGUAUGCGAGCAGCUUCUGCAGGACAAAGGAUUAAUGAAACAGCCACCAGAGGAGCCCGCAUCAAACUGGAUAUUCAAGCCGACUCGCCCAUCCUCUUGAUUCCUCAGAGUUCUCAGGCGGACGAAGUGCUGGUGACAGACCUAGGAAGACUGCGAAUCACAAACAGCUUUAUCUUGGAUGGAAAUGUGGGCACCUUGCGACAUGAUGAGCUGGAGAUGGCCAAGGACCAAGCCAGUGCAGUUCGGUCAAAGGCACAGAGACCUGGCACUGGUACUAAGCAAGUACACAGCAUGACAGAGAGCUUGUUCGAGCAAUACUACCCACCCAUAAAAGGUGACCCCAUGACAGCCAGCGUUUAUGGCAACCUAGAGGAAGACACAAGGCAUGAUGGACUAGAAAUAGCUUGCAGUCUGAUAAACACAGACACAGACUUCACUGGCGAAAUAAACACAGGUUCAAGUGUUGACCCCAAUGGCAAGAUUGCUAGAACUAUGCACUCUUUCACCAAUGGGCACUCUCCUUUUCAAAGCAAACUUGGCCAGACUGAGAAUAAAGAUGCUACAGAGUCUGAAAGUCCCAGUGAUGGGAGUAACUCUCCCUAUAAGUGCCUGCUGGAUGUCAUGAAGGUGACUCUAACAGACAUGGAUCUCUUUACAGCCCGUCGGGUAGCCAAAAAUGACUGCCAUAACAGAGGUGCUUCUGAUAUGGAGUUUACAUCAUGCAUUAUACAGAUUGAGCCAGGAAGGCUACUUCACAAAAAGAUCCAGCUGAACCUGCAUGUGGAAAGAAAUCUGGAGGGAGAUUUGAGCCACACAGCCCCAGACUGGCGAGCAGCAGGCCAGUUAUCAUCGGUGUACUGUCACUUGGACCUUGACCAGUACUCUCUGGUUCGUGGCAUCCUUGCCCAUAACCUGGGGGAGAAAGUGGAGGAGUUCCAAAGGCCUGUCAUGUCACAUCUACAAGAUCCCAGCAUACAGACAGUUCUUAGUGGUAAGGUGUGGCGCUCAAUCAGCCUGGUGAUGCAGCUGCACAACGUGACAGUGGAGCUGCUGACAUCACAUGCCACCACUGGGCAGCUGCCACGCUCCCUGGCUCGCCUGGACUUCAUCCGCUCUCGCUUGUCAUAUGAAAGCUUCUCUGACCAGUCUAAAGACAUAGAUCUUGUGUCACAUGAAAUUGUGGUUUCAGACACACGUUUCAAAGAAGAGCCAGUCAACUCCAGGCCCAAUGUGUUCACAAGCAUCUUGCAGCCGCCAGUCGGUUCUGACACUGGGUCUAGAGGCCUGCAGGUUGAAAUGCACUUCCGGUCUGCUCCUGAUAGCACAAAAUUCACUGUUCUGUUAAACAACAUGAGGGUAAUGUGUAUCUUUGAUUGGCUUAUGUCCGUACAAGAGUUCCUCAUGACAGAACCAGUAAAUCCUUUUGUUGAAGAGGAUGUGCCUCAGCCUGAACGGGCUCCUCAACAGCCAUCAGCCAUAAUGAAUAAAGCCAGUCGUACACAGAGUCCUUUGGCUGUGUCUCGUGGCAUCGUUACUAAACGUGGACCACUGGUGGAAGAGAUGAAGGUGCCAUUUGAGCUGAUGCUGAAAGUGGACAACACACAGUUUGUAGUGGUGGAGAACUGUACAACGCUUGACACUAAUGCUGUCAUUCUGAAGAGCACAGCAGUCCUGUUGUACAAGCCCCAGUCUCAGGACAAGGUGCUGAGCUGCAGCUUGAAACCACUAGAGGUCUUCUCAUGCUGCCUGAUGGCCGAGGAAGACACAGCCCUGUCUAUCAUUGACCCCAUGAAAAUCAGCAUUGAUCUGAAUGCCAACCCCAUUCCUGAGCCCUGCUUUACUAAGUCAGCAGCAGGCAUGGGGCUACUGGCAGUGCCAGAGACACAAAUGAGGCAGCUCCUGCUUGAGAUCAGUUUCAACACCAUGAACAUCCGUGUGUCCUACCAUGAUAUGAUGAUGUUUCUGGCCAUCAUAAACUCUCUGCCUGCGCAGGCCUUAAGGGCCAAGAGCCAAACCUCAGCUUCUAAUCAUCUGCCAUCUUCCACGAUACCAUCUUCAAAAGCCAUAGCUGUCCUGGAUGAAGCAACUCCUGUUGCUACUGCUUUUGCCACUUCAGAAAAAGGUGGAUCAAGCAUGAAAGAAACGGAUGUGGAACGUCUUGUAGAGAUGGGCUUCAGCAUGGAGGACAGCAAGCUUGCAUUGAGAAAUUGUAAGCAGGAUUUGAACCUUGCUGCUCUUUGGCUCAGUACGCAAGGCACACAUUUAGGUGCCACCUCCCCAGAGAACUGGGUGGGUGGGAAUGUUCUCACCACAAAGGGGCUGGCUGGGUCCAGUAACCAGAAAAUGUCUGAAACCCACCCUGCUUCACAGCCCAAAAGUGAUGGUGGUUUUUUGGUCACUGCCAUUAAGCUUAAAGCAGACAGCAUAUGUUUAUGUCUAAUUGAUGACUGUGGAGAUGCUGAUGUGCCGCUGGCUGAAAUCUCCUGCAAUGGUAUCAUCAUAGAUCAGUCCAUUGAACCAAGCAUUGAGGGCAAAGCAAGUUUGCAGCUUGUUGGAGAAUACUACAAUCGCAGUUUUUCAGGCUGGGAACCCUUCCUUGAGCCAUGGAAGUGCAAUGCUGAGUGGAAGCAAUACCAUGAUGCUGAGAAAAAACUGGCUGUGCAGGUUUUAGCGGCCGAUGUUCUGAACCUUAACAUCACCCGCACUCUGUUGGAGUUGUAUGGUCAGACCAAAGGCACCUGGACCCAUGAUUAUCUAACGCAGUACAGAGAGGACCAGAAGAAACAGAAACGUUUAGGGGGCACUGAUAUUCUUCAUCGACGUUCACGCUUCAUCCCCUACAAGAUACGUAAUGACACAGGGUCUCCUCUCUGGUUUAUGACUGCAACAUCUACACCAUCAAGUUUGCCCAAAGAGACUCAGCAAAGCAGUGUCCUGUCUAAUGAUUCCUGCUACAUCAAGGGGUCAGGCUGGGAACGUGUGGCACCAGGAGAGGCCAAGCCUUUCCAUUUUCACCGAAGAGAAAAGCUUAGGCACAAGAAAACACAUGACAUGCACAUCAACCAGUUAGUGGUGAUGGUGGAUGGAUGGCAGAAGCUGUCACCUGUGUCUGUGGACAAGAUGGGUAUCUACUUCCGACAUGCAGAGCCAAACAAGACCAAUACACUGCCUGCCAGGAUUGUGCUGGAUGUUCAGCAGGAGGGAAGUGCUCGUAAGCUGAUUGUUGUUCGCUCGGCCCUGAUGCUUGUUAACAAGCUUGACAGCGCUGUUGAGCUCAAGCUGGAGAACUCCAUUGAAAAGGGUAGGCACCAGAUCAUCAACCUACCUAUCGACCAGCCCACCCCUAUACCCCUUACCUGUGUGCACAGGCGCUUGUUUGCACGUCCUGCAGACUGGCAGGUGCACUUCUGUGAUGAGCCUAUUCAGUGGCAGCAUGUCACCAAACCAGGAGAACACAGUGAUGGACUUCGUUCCUGUGCUUCAUUGGGUGGCCCCGAUUGUUAUCGAUUCUGCGUCUCUGUCCUGAGAGAAAACUACCCAGAAGAUCCUGUCAGCAGCACCACCAGUAUGCCGGGUCAUAGAGUGACACUGCUGUCUCCUGUUACCAUCAUCAAUUUGCUGCCUCUAGAACUGCACUUUUAUUUACGAGGGACCGAGGUGUCUGGCAAUCUCAAGCCAGGGCGAGAAGCAGCACUGCAUGGAGUCGACUUGGCCAGCAGUCUUGAGCUUGGGAUUCACCUGGAGAAUUUUCCCACCUGCCGAGAGCUCGUCAUUCCUCCUAAUACUGUGCGGUACAAAGUUAAGAUACGCCUCUUUGACCUAAAAAACCGUCUGUUGGAACUGAUUGUUCGUAUCCUCAAACAUCAAGGUGGUGCACUACGGCUUAUGAUUGCGGUGCCCUUUUGGCUGGUAAACAAGUCGGGACUUCCCCUGGUGUUCAAACAGGAGGGUGCCAACAGCGAGUCUGCUGGCCAGUUUGAGGAGCAUGAACAAGCACGCAGCGUUACUCCCCUGCUUUUCAGCUUCGCAGACCAUGAGGAACCUAAUUUCGAUGGAAACAUUGGCUGUAUGGAUUUGUGUCAGAUGAGAGUAGGAAAGUCCGUGCACGGCUCUUCUUCAUCACCACAGUGGUGCUCUCGGUUUUCCUUAGAGGGUGGAAUCUCCUUUCGACAGCUCCAUGUGGUGCCUCGCCAUAGCAACCGACCUGACUGGUUAGUACAGUUGCAAACACAGGCUCGCCUGCACCUACUGCUACCCAUACCUAACACAUUGCAGGUGUACAACGUUGGCAUCCAAGUGACUCCAGGACGUGGCCGAUACCGAGACACCAACGUUGUGACCUUUGCUCCCCGAUUUGAAAUUGACAACCAGUCACAGUGGAAACUGGCUAUUGCACAGAAACAUCUCACACAGAAAGAGGGUGCAGGUUCUGUGUCUGAGGAGUACCUGUCAGCUCUCCCCCAGUGUAAACUUCCCUUCCACUGGCCGCGAGUUGACCUGGAUCAGCUAUUAUGCGUGCGCAUACUUGACAACCCUUCCUGUCGGUGGUCUGGUGGAUUUCACAUUGACCGAGUGGACUCUUUUCAUAUUAACAUGAGGGACGUUUCUGGACAGUGUCAACUGCUGAAGGUGGAAGUUGUACUGCAAGGUCCCUCCUACUUUGUGGUCUUUGCUAAUGCUGAUGUCAUGCCACCUCCUUUUCGCCUUGAUAAUAUGACAGAUCUACAAGUGCGAUACUGUCAGGCAGGCACAAGUGAUGACAAGUUGAAGGCCUUCUUACCUACACGCUCAUCAACUCCAUAUGCCUGGGAUGAGCCUACGCUGCAACCUCUUGAACUGCAGCUUCAGAUCCCAGGAGGGACCUCUGCCACAUACAGCCUUGACCGCCCAGGAGAAGGGCCACAAUUACACUAUGAGAACUUCAUAUACCUUGUGGCAUCAUGUACUUUUGACAAGAACUGGUCUGGACCUUGCAGAGAACUAGUGCUUGACUGCGUCCAUGGCAACAAUAUUGUUUUUAAGCGCAAGGAGAAUGGAAAACGUAGUCAGCUAUGGCGUAUGACAAGCAGUGGUAUGCUGGAACACGAGGGCUCUGUGUCACCACGAGAGCCCAGCAAGCCCCAAUCCUCUGCCCCUCAGGGACCAGUCCUGGACAUCUCAGACAUUGCCCCCCAACCUGGGCGAUCCGUUCCUCUGAUGCUUAAGAAACCUGAUGAGCGUCGCAAGUCUACACAGACCUGGAGGUUCACAGAGGACGGAAUGCUGUGUUGCCAUGCUGGUGUGAUGUGUGUCCAGGCAAUCGAUGGAGUAGAGAACUUGCAGGAUGGAGCAAUAGCUGUGCUGGGUCCAGGGCCACAGGGUCGCUGCAGCCAGGGCAGUGAUGUCGACACCAAGUUGCUCAGCCCUGUGCCUCCACACAUGAGAAUUUCUCGCCACAAGCUACGAGCUGGCUCAGGGUGCCUGUCUGUUCGUGUCACCAUGGAUGGGCCGAUUCGGGUGCUUCAGAUCACAGAUAUCAGAGACAGGCCAUCACUGAGGUAUCCUUGGCCCAGUAAGCUCCCUUACAGAAGGCAGCAACAGAAACAGUGCUAUGGACUCUGUUUUUCCCAUGAGCGAAUUGUGUGUCGGCCAGUAGAGGAAAAAGAGUUAGAAGACUGGGAGGUGUAUGAUGAAGUCACUAAAGGAGGAAAAGCUGUACAGUCUAGCUCCCAGAAGUCAAAAUAUCGCCGUUUAGAGAUUUCAGUAUCAUUUCAUGAUGGCAUUGGCAUCUCCUUGGUGAACAGCGUGCCAGAAGAACUGGUGUACAUUACCCUAUGGAACAUUCAGAUGGACGUCAACUCAUCCUCUUCAGGCAUCACAUUCGAGGGCUGUGUGGGCGGGGUACAGAUGGACAACCAGUUGUUUGGAGCCUUGUACCCAGUCAUGCUGUACAUGACCCCAAGCACACGUAAAGAUCAAGCUGACAAGACGCCAUUCCUGACUAUCUCAGCAGCAAAGGUGCCCAGCGCCAAGUGGAAUGCAGAAAUCUUCAAGCACUUCUGCCUCUCCACGAAGAGGCUUACAGUUCACAUCGAGGAGCGGUUGCUUUGGAAACUCCUUCAGUUUGCAGGUUUUGGCAAAGGCAGCACAGACAUGCACAAGAUGGAUGAUGUGUAUGACAUGCAAAGGCCUGUGUCAGCAGUUACAUUAAUCCAUUCUACACGGUACUACUUUGGAGUCCUGCGCCUGUCGACGGGACGUGUGACCUUGAGCAUGGCAACCUCCAGCAAACUUCCCUCAGACCUCAAAGUUGUCAAAAACUCUCUUUCUGUGCCACUGGUCGCUUUUGAAGAGGCCAAGGUUGACUUAGAUCCUUAUGUACGGCACCAUCCCUUUGAAACCAGUGAUUUUCUGCUUACCGAUGUCAUUCAGCACUAUACACAGGAGCUGAAGAGCCAGGCUGCUCGAAUCCUAGGCUCUGUGGACUUUUUAGGAAACCCUUUGGGGCUUGUCAACGAUGUUACAGAAGGCAUUUCAGGCCUCAUCAAUGAUGGCAACCUCAGUGGCUUGUUCAAGAAUGUGACACAUGGUCUUUCCAACACCACAGCUAAGUUUGCCAGCACAGUGUCCGACGGGCUAAGCACACUGUCGAUGGAUGACAGUCACAAUCAAACACGAGAAGAGUUUCGUGCUGUUCAGGCUGGACGGUCCAGUGAUCAUUUGGUGGCAGGCAUCAAGGGCUUUGGUUAUGGGCUGUUUGGUGGAGUGACAUCCCUUGUGCAUCAGGCAUAUAAGGGAACGCGUGAUGAAGGUUUUGAGGGUCUUUUCAAAGGAGUAGGGAAGGGAGUGCUAGGCACCAUAACCAAGCCAGUGUCAGGAGUGCUAGACCUAACCACAGGAGUGGCCAAUGCCCUCCGGGACACCAGCCGAGGCUCCUCCCACAAACCCCCACCCCACAGACGGCUGCCACGAUGUUGCCGUGGCCCAGGGGAUCUGCUGCCAGUAUAUUCUGCAAACCAGGCUUUAGCUCAGCAACUCUUCUAUGAUUUCAAUCAUCAAGAUUACUCAGAAUUCCUUAUUGUUGCGGAGCAACUACGAAGUGGUCCACAAAAGGGGGACAACUUGUAUGCCCUCAUCAGUAGUCGUCAGGUGAUAUUUGUGAACCAGCUGAAACCAGACCAGGACAACAUUGUCCUGCAAAUCCUUUUAAGUCAGCUGUCUCAGUGCCAGUGUGUGGAGAAAGACAAACGUUACUAUGUCAAGCUGACCAUGAAAUCAGACUACAAUGGUGGAGCAAACUUAAAAGAGCCACAAGUCAGAUGUGACCGUCAGCAGACAGCCAUGAAGGUCACUCAGGAAAUCAAGUAUGCCAAAAACAUAUACGAUGAAAAUAUACAGACCUUACAGGAAGUAGAGGAGGUGGAGGAUGAAGACUGGUAGAGUAAAUUAUAGGGAAAUGUUAUUUGGCAAAAACAUAGGAAUUGUAAAUACAGACUCGACAAAAACUAAGACCUUUAAGAAGAUAAAACUAAUAGACUGUCAACGUUGAGCUGAGAAAAAAAAAAAGACUUGGAUAGUUCUACAAGUUGUGAUGGUGUUGCUGUGUCCGGAUCGUGCCAUAAUGUUGUUAAUGUAAUGAAGCCAGGCGAAGAGCAGCUCCACAUCAAAAGUUGACAAAGAAGAACAUUGCUUAGAUACAGUUUGGCUGAGAAAUGGUGAUAAUAUGGCAAGCAUUUUUCUUGAUAUUAUGGUGAUAAAAAUUUUAUAACCCAGCUGAAUUUGCUGUGCACAAAGUGAAAUUGUGAAGACUGGGGAUGUUGUGUUUUCCAUGGUUGAAAUCUUAUUGCUACCUUGUUUUCCAGGCAUGGUGUGUGUGCACAUGCAUGUGCUGUGUUGGGUGUGUGAAUGCACAUGCAUGCAAAAAAUGCACCUGCAUAAUUUUUCAGGUGUGAAAGUGUACAUGCAGGCUAUGCAGAUGCCAAGGUUUUUUUAUUCAUGAAGAAACAAACAAAAAAAUAAUACUGCUGCUAUCCAUGACUGGCAAUAUAGACUCUUCAGUUAGUAGGAGCUCACUCUUAAAAGAUAAAGUAUUUUGGUAAAACUGUUUUUGAGGAUCUCUCUCAUAUGGUGAAUCUUUGUAUGUUUGUAUGUACUGGGAGAAGGGAGGCUGCAUUGAUGGGUGAGAUAUGGUAAGAGAUCAAAUGAGCAUCUAAUGCUGUACAGACAUUUUAAACACAGACAUGAAACACGUUGUGAUGACACCUCGUGACCCCUUUAUGUGCUCAUGUUAGCAGAUAGGAUUUUUGUUUCAUCUAAAGCGGUUAGAAUCUGUAAAAAUGGAGGGGAUCAGUAAGAUCUGCAGAAUAUUAUUUUAGCUUGUGGAACUAAACUCUCUUGCACAAUCUUUUGGGGAAAACAGUGGGAAGGUGACUAUCAAACUGUACAUAGUUUCCUGCCUCAUCUGUAUUAAUGCAUCUAGCAGUGAGUAUAUAAGAUGUGUAAAUAUUUAUAUAGUAUUUUUCUGUAUGUUUUAAGUCUGCAUUGGAAAACAUGCAGAUAAACUAGUAUUCUGCAAGUUCCAUGGUUUUAAUUUUAAUUUUUUGUUAUUCAUUUGACCGUCCUUGGCUGAAUGUCAGAAGGGAAAGAAAAUGUACGAGACAAGAAUUCUGCUUUAAUUCCUGGUUAUUUAUUGAUGGGUCUAUGAUCCAGUAAAUAUGAGGUCAUUCGUCCUAAUUAUUGUAAAUAAACAAGCUGCAUGAAGUUUGUGAUUGUGAAAAGCUGUUUGAUGUUAUAUAGAACACUAUGCAUUUUGGGGACUGUAACAUUAUAUGGCGUAUAAUGCAUUAUUCUUGAGUCUACGUGUGUAGAAUGGACAUUAUGUUGCAGAGAAAUUAUCAGGGUCCACUUCUUAAUUUUUGUAUUAUUAUUUAUGAAGUCUUCACCUAUGUACAGUGAAUCCAGUUUGCUGAUAUAUAGGCAUUGUGCACUUGUGCUUUGUAUUAUAGUUGAAAACAAAUGGUGUGUUAAAGAACAACUGUCAAAAAAUCUACAGCGAAAGCCGUCAGUAUAGAAGCCAUUUGUCAGAACCUCGUAUCUGCUUUACCAAGCUUAAUUUAAUCUCGGAGGCCAAGUGUAAUAUUCUCCUGUAAAUGUGUUAAGCUGAUAGACUGCUUGUUAUGAAAAAAACAUUUAUUGUAAAAUUAAUGGUAUUGCUUGGCCAUCAAAAGUUGAAGAUUUCAUAUUAUCCUAUUUUUUUCAUAAAUUCCACUGUUUAUUCUGUGUGUUUCUAUGCAUACUAAGUUCAUCAUUAAAAAACAUAUUUGUGCUGUAAUCCUUCCAUUGUUGUAGCAUCCAUCAUUACCUGUGACAUCAUCAAACACCUUUUUGGUGUGCUAUUUAUUUUCUUGAUUUCCAAGAAAAGCAACACUAUUCAUGUGAGUAGUUUAAGCCUCUUCCCCUUCCUACUUCUUAAAGCUUCUUUAGUUCAUGCAGUUAGUUUGACCAAAUAAUAUAACUCUUAUACCAUCCCAGUUGUUCACUUAAAAUAUGACUUAAAAAUUCUCUGAUCCAGUCUGGGUGGCCUUAAAAUAAAGCUCCAUGUGUAAAACAGUCUUACACUUUUGUCUGUGGCUUUCUCAGCAUUGUAGCCACAUGUUGCGGACUGUAUGUUAUGUUGUGGGAAUUUAAAUGACGACAUCACAAGGGUAUGACAUACUGCAAUGCACUAUUCUCUUCAAAUGUUUCCAUGUUUAUAGUUUUAAGGUUUUUCAGUUAACACAGCAUGGUUGUAAUUGAAAUUUACAGUUUGUUUAGUUGUUCUUUUUUUUUUUUGGUGUUAAUGAUGUUUUGGUAGUUCUACAUUCCAAGUAAUGAGAUGGAAAAAGUGAUUGUAGAGCUGCAGAAAGUAACUUUUGACAUGUUUAUGUCUUUAAUAUUUCUGAGAAGCCACAUGGAGGGGUAAUGGGAGGAAGCAAUGAAAGGUUCGUGUGGGAGAUUUUAAGACACGGUAUAAUUUUUUUUUUUAUUGGAAAGUAUCUGGAGGCAAAUCACUAAAAGUGACAUGAUUGAAUUUUACAGACAUAAAAAAUGUUUAUAAA
Messenger RNA from Pomacea canaliculata, 16861 nucleotides. RefSeq names its product vacuolar protein sorting-associated protein 13D-like. Gene Ontology annotation, biological process: mitochondrion organization; protein targeting to vacuole; protein retention in Golgi apparatus. Gene Ontology annotation, cellular component: extrinsic component of membrane. Gene Ontology annotation, molecular function: protein binding. The transcript has 81 exons. Lineage: Eukaryota; Metazoa; Mollusca; Gastropoda; Architaenioglossa; Ampullariidae. The record is from RefSeq and is a predicted model, not a curated record. Bases 231 to 14204 code for a protein of 4657 amino acids.